This is a messenger RNA of Oryza sativa Japonica Group (Japanese rice), 1247 nucleotides long. NCBI's taxonomy places the organism in Eukaryota, Viridiplantae, Streptophyta, Magnoliopsida, Poales, Poaceae. The record is from RefSeq and is a predicted model, not a curated record.
ACAUAACGUAUGAAAACAACCAUAUAUGUCAAACGACGAUGACGCGACUUCGAUGACCACAUGCAUUUCGGUUUUUGCAAGUUUGCAGAUGCACGUCGAUCUGGGGAAACUAUUUUGCCACGCACGUCUGGGGAAACUAUUUUUUGCGACUUCGACUCCCUGCACGUCUGCGCGCUUUCUUUAAUUCGUGCCACCACUAUUUCGCUAGAUUUGCCAACCCGUGGCGGUGGCGUCGUUGGAAGCUUCGGUGGAGGCAACGUUGGACGCCAUCAGCGGAGAUCAAUGGCGGGCGCGGCUGCAGCCGUUCACCAUCUUCCGCGUCCCCGCCUACGUCCGCGACGGCAACCGCACCGCGUACGAGCCGCGCCUGGUAUCCAUCGGCCCCUACCACCACGGCGGCGCCGCGCUCCGCGCCAUGGAGGACCACAAGUGGCGCUACCUCCACGACCUGCUAUCCCGCCGCGCUGGCGACGGCGCCGCUGCCGUGGUCACCGCGUCCGCCUUGGUCGCGGAAAUGCGGACCCUCGAGCCCCGGGCGCGCGCGUGCUACAGCGAGCGCCCCGUGGGCAUGGACUCCUCCGACGACUUCGUCCGGAUGCUCCUCCUCGACGGCUUCUUCAUCCUCGAGUUCUUCUUCAAGUGGCACACCAAGGAGGCCGACUCGCUCUGCGACGUCGGCUGGGGCCUCACGCUCGUCGCCGCCGACCUGCUCUUGAUGGAGAACCAGAUCCCGUUCUUCGUCCUCGAGAGGCUCUACGAAGCCGUCGCCGGCAUGCAGCCCGACAAGGAGUCCCUCUUCAACCUCCUCAUCGAGUACAUCAGCGACGAGGAGCCCAUCAGGCGGCCGUCCGGUGACUGGGACGUCCACCACCUCCUCCACCUGUACUACGAGUGCUUCGUUCCCAAGCGGCCACGGCCGCGGCUGCCCGAGUCGGCCCGGAAGGCACCGGCGGCGCCGACGCGGACGAUUCUGCGUGCCAGCGAACUGCGGGAGGCGGGUGUCACCCUCGUGCGGCGGAGCGCGGCGCGGGACAGGUUCGACGUGACGUUCGACCGCCGCAGGGGCGUCAUGGAGAUCCCGGCCAUAGAGAGAUCGACGACAUGAAGCGACCGCUCCUCGUCAACCUCAUGGCGUUCGAGCAGACGCAGGCGGGCGAGGAGCCGCGCCUCCUCACCAGCUACGUGGCGCUGAUGGGCCAGCUCAUCGUGACGGCGCGCGACGUCGAGCUGCUCCGCCGGCGCGGCGU